AUGAAAAAAGUGAGACCAAACCCAAAAUUUCAUGUUUUGGGUAAAGUUUAUGACCUUCGCUUGAGAAAUAAGAAUUCUUCAACCUUCAAAUCGACAUUUUCUGUAAAUAGAACAUUUCCAACCAGUCACAACCAAGAAAAUUUGUACAAAUUCCAUUUUCAUCGCAUUGCCUCCUCGGAACGGAGAGAUCACACAAAAAACGAAAUAAUUUUUAAAAGAGAUUUUCAUCAUUCGUUUAACAAAUAUUACUUUCAUCAUCGCAUACUCCUUGAUCAAGAUUUUUCACACUCCAUCAAAAAAUCAACCACUUUACGAGAAUUUGAAAUGGUCGAAUCAAGUCUUCAGCAACAACAAACAGCAAACAUUCAUCAAGAACAUAAACAAUUCAAAUAUACCAAUAGAUUGGAGAAGGAAUCUUCUCCUUAUUUAUUGCAACAUCAGCAUAAUCCAGUGGAUUGGUAUCCUUGGGGUGAAGAGGCAUUUGAAAAGGCCAAACGAGAAAACAAACUUAUUUUUCUCUCCAUUGGAUACAGCACAUGCCACUGGUGUCAUGUGAUGGAACGAGAAUCCUUUGAAAAUGAAGGGAUUGCCAAGAUUAUGAAUGAAAACUUUGUCAACAUUAAGGUUGACAGAGAAGAGCGUCCCGAUAUUGAUCGAGUCUACAUGACCUAUGUCCAAAUUCAGACUGGUCAUGGAGGAUGGCCUCUCAGUGUUUUCCUAACACCUGAUUUGAGUCCAAUCUUUGGUGGUACUUAUUUUCCUCCCACAGAAUCCAUCUAUCGUGGAGGAAUUUCCUUUCCAACAUUGUUGAAGAGAAUUGCUACCUUAUGGAGAGAACAAGGAUCUAAACUUGUAGAACAAAGUGAAAAAACUGUUACCAUCAUUAAGAAGGCCUUUAUUGAGAAGAAUUCUCGAGAGGAGAAUCAAGCAGCAAGUGCUGAACAUAUUUUCCAGUAUGCUCAUGAGUAUUUAGCCACUUGUGUAGAGGAUUACUUGUCUUCGUUUGAUUCUGAAAAUGGAGGAUUUAGUAAGGCUCCCAAGUUUCCUCAACCUGUGAUUUUAGAUUUCCUUUUAAGGGAAUACUUGGAAGAAAAAGAUGAAACUAGAAAAUUGGAUAUUAUCAAUGCAGUGAAUUUUACAUUGACUAAAAUGGCAAAAGGUGGAAUACAUGAUCAACUUGCUGGAGGUUUUCAUCGAUAUUCUGUCGACAAUAUUUGGCUCGUUCCUCAUUUCGAAAAGAUGUUGUACGAUCAAGGCCAACUAGCACUCGUGUACGGAAAAGCAUAUCUCCUGACUCAAAACAAACUCUUUGCAACGAUCAUGCAAAAAAUUCUUGAUUACGUCUAUGGAAACAUGUCUCUCGAAGAAGAUGAUGGCACCAUUGGAUUCUUUUCUGCUGAAGAUGCCGAUAGUUAUCCAACAUUCCAAUCCACUGAAAAGAAAGAAGGAGCCUACUACUGUUGGGAAUAUAGAGAACUUACGGACCUUCUUGACACCAUGGUUCCAAGCAUUGGAGCAGUCAAACCCUCCGAAAUAUUCAAUUACAUGUUUGAUGUGAGAGAACGUGGAAAUAUUCCUUUAGGAAGUGAUCCUCAUGGAGAACUGACUGGUCUUAAUAUAUUAUAUGAAAAGAGAGAUUUAACAGAAGUCAGCCACAAAUUUAACACCAUCGAUUCAGUCACUCUCUCAAAAACCAUUGAAGAAUGCAAAGAGAUCUUGCUGGCAGAGAGAAAGAAAAACAAACCACGACCUCAUGUCGAUGACAAGAUUAUCACAAGUUGGAAUGGAUACAUGAUUAGUGCCUUUGCUUUGGGCUCUCUCGUUCUUAACAAUCAACACUAUGCAAACAUUGCUGAAAAAGCUGCACAUUUCAUUUAUGAAAAACUUUUUGAUCCAGAUCGAAAGAUUCUCUAUCGAAGUUAUCGUAAGAAUUCACAAAAAGCAAUUCCUAUUGAGGGAUUCCUUUCUGAUCAUUCGAAUAUGAUUGCAGCUCUUCUUGAUUUAUAUGAAGCAACAGGAAGAACACGUUGGUUGAAUUGGGCCUUUGAAUUGCAAGCGACACAAGAUCGUUUAUUGUAUGAUCCUCAAGAUGGAGGAUAUUUUGAAGAGAGUGGAACGGAUAAAAGUGUUCUCUAUCGAUUGAAAGAAUUGCAUGAUGCUGCAGAGCCGAGUGGAAAUAACAUGAGUGCCAUGAACUUGAUUCGUCUUUGCGAGUAUGAUUUAAAUUUGUCCGAGGAAUAUCAACAACGAUUUACCAAAUUAGUAGAGUUAAAUAGUAGAUAUAUCAUUGAACAUCCACAUACAGUACCUGGAUUGAUGUCAGCAUUGGGAAGAUUUGUAUCCGAUCGAGAGAUUAAUAUUGCCUUUGUGUUUGAUCAAUCGGUCACAAAUUUGAAAGAGGUCAUUCAAUACGUCGUUCAUCAAUCGACCCCUUCGCAAAGAACAUUCAUCUAUGUGAAUAAGGAUGAUCCUGAAUGUGUGGAUUUAAUCGAAAAAAGAUUACCUUAUUUGAAAGAUGCCAAAGUCUUGAACAAUAUGACCACCAUUUACAUUUGUAAAGAUUUCACUUGCCAACUUCCAACGACCAAUCCACAUGACCUUGUCAAACAUGUUUCAUCUCAAUAA
Naegleria fowleri is the source of this 2625-nucleotide messenger RNA. RefSeq lists its product as uncharacterized. Gene Ontology annotation, biological process: carbohydrate metabolic process. Lineage: Eukaryota; Heterolobosea; Eutetramitea; Acrasida; Naegleriidae. The transcript has 6 exons. The record is from RefSeq and is a predicted model, not a curated record. The coding region runs from base 1 to 2625 and encodes 874 amino acids.